CGGGGGAGCCAAUCAAAUCUACCACAAGCCACAGGAAAAACAUACCCUUCACUGGAAAAGAAGUUUUGGACUAGUAUAAGUGUAUCUCUCGACAACUUUCUGCAGCAAGACAGGGAUCUGGAUUUUCAUUUCUCCUUGAUAUUCUGCAGAAAAUACUUGACUGAAUAGAAAUGGACUAUAAUAGCUGUAUUUCCGUGGGCUUAGUGCUCAUCCUGACUCUUCUAUUCAUUAUGAAAAUAGGAGGUUUCUGGAAUGGUUACCCAAGGAAGAAUUUCCCCCCAGGACCAAGAGCAUUACCUGUCAUUGGAAAUCUUCAUCUGUUUGAUUUGAAGAGACCCUACAGGACUUACUUGCAGCUGUCCAAAGCAUAUGGUCCAGUCUUCAGUGUGCAGAUGGGGCAAAGGAAAAUAGUAGUUAUCUCUGGGUAUGAGACAGUGAAGGAGGCUCUUGUAAACCAGGCAGAUGCAUUUUCAGAGAGACCUAAAAUCCCAAUCUUUGAAGAUCUGACCAGAGGAAAUGGGGUUGUAUUUGCUCAUGGUGACAAUUGGAAAGUCAUGAGAAGAUUUACUCUCACAACCUUACGAGACUUUGGAAUGGGAAAGAGGGCCAUAGAGGACCGCAUUGUGGAGGAAUAUGGGUAUCUGGCAGAUAUCAUUGAGUCACAGGAAGGAAAACCCUUUGAUGCUAGUAAAAUGAUUAAUUCUGCAGUUGCUAAUAUAAUUGUGUCAAUAUUACUUGGAAAUCGAUUUGACUACAAAGACUCCAGAUUUCUAAAACUACAAAAUUUGACCAAUGAAAGCGUGAGACUUGCUGGGAACCCUUUUGUUACGAUAUACAACAUCUUUCCAUGCCUCGGAUUCCUCCUAAAGGCUCAGAAGACUCUUCUUCAAAACAGAGAUAAAUUCCAUGCUUAUAUACAAGUGACUUUCGUAGAACAUCUCAAAACUUUAGAUAAAAAUGAUCAGAGAAGUUUUAUUGAUGCUUUCCUGGUUAAACAACAGGAGGAGAAAUCCMCUACCAAUAGGUAUUUCCAUAAUAGCAACUUGCUAAGUUUGGUAAGCAAUUUGUUUACUGCUGGUGUUGAGACUAUUUCUACCACACURAACUGGAGCUUUCUGCUGAUGCUAAAGUAUCCUGAAAUUCAGAGAAAAGUCCAAGAAGAGAUAGAUAGAGUAAUAGGGUCAAACCGCCCAAGAAUUGAGCAUCGAAUUCAAAUGCCAUACACAGAUGCUGUUAUCCAUGAAGUUCAGCGAUUUGCUAAUAUCCUGCCAUUGGACUUGCCUCAUGAGACUACUGCAGAUGUCACUCUCAAAGGCUAUUUCAUUCCCAAGGGAACCUACAUCAUCCCCUUGCUGACCUCUGUCCUGCAAGACAAAUCACAGUGGGAGAAACCAGAGAUGUUCUAUCCUGAACACUUCCUUGAUUCCCAGGGAAAGUUCAUAAGGAAAGAUGCUUUCAUGCCUUUUUCAGCAGGGCGGAGGAUCUGCGCUGGUGAAACUCUGGCCAAAAUGGAGCUCUUCCUCUUCUUCACAAGCCUCCUGCAGCAGUUCACCUUCCAACCACCCCCUGGAGUUUCUUCUUCAGACCUGGACCUCACUCCUGCCGUUGGGUUUAACGUUGUCCCAAAACCCUAUCAAGUCUGUGCUGUAAAGCGUUCUUAGAGUUUUUUUCAAAAAUUUUCAAAUUACAUUUUCAU
Nothoprocta perdicaria is the source of this 1696-nucleotide messenger RNA. Its product is annotated as cytochrome P450 2K1-like. Gene Ontology annotation, biological process: xenobiotic metabolic process. The transcript is spliced from 9 exons. Gene Ontology annotation, molecular function: heme binding; oxidoreductase activity, acting on paired donors, with incorporation or reduction of molecular oxygen, reduced flavin or flavoprotein as one donor, and incorporation of one atom of oxygen; iron ion binding. Bases 171 to 1661 code for a protein of 496 amino acids. NCBI's taxonomy places the organism in Eukaryota, Metazoa, Chordata, Aves, Tinamiformes, Tinamidae. The record is from RefSeq and is a predicted model, not a curated record. Gene Ontology annotation, cellular component: intracellular membrane-bounded organelle; cytoplasm.